AUGGAUCGUAUCGCUUUUGCUGUUGGCACAAUGGGGCUGGAAGACAUGGCAGAGGGAGUCAUGGUUUAUCUGGAGAUCCAGCGCAGGAUGCCUUCGAAGAACAACAAGGGGGGCCCUAAGGAGUCGGCCUCAACCGUGGGGGCUGAAAGGGCGGUCCGGCUUCCUGACCAACCGGCGGCUUUGGGGGCCGCGGAGGGCUCUUCUAUGGUGUCUUCGGCUGUGCAGACCAUCACCAGCCCAGAAGCACAUCCAUCUGUGCAGGCUUCGUCCGGGUCCUUGGCGGCUGCUGUGACCGGACCCAGUCAGCCCGCGGCAUUGGCCUCCACGUCCAGUGCCGUGGCCGGGUCCACUCAGUCGGUGGGGUCGACUGCUGCUUCCACUGAUGUAGCGGGGCGCGAGCAGUUGGUGACGGCUGUCCCAGCAGGGACUGCCAGGCUGGUGCAUAGAUGGAGAAUCCUUGUUUGUGGGCAUAAUUAUGUCCACUGGGUGGAGAGAUACGCCAGGAACUCAUCCUUUGGCCAGCAUCUGGGUUGCACUUCCACUGCAUUCGUCGAGUGGAAGGGUGUUCGGGGCCUUCGUUGGGCCAGUGCUCCAUAUCGGAGGUAACGAGCUGGGCCUGCUUCACGGCAGGGCCCUGUAUCUACAAGCCCGUGCUGACAUUCUUGA
This is a messenger RNA of Anolis sagrei ordinatus, 666 nucleotides long. The record is from RefSeq and is a predicted model, not a curated record. NCBI's taxonomy places the organism in Eukaryota, Metazoa, Chordata, Lepidosauria, Squamata, Anolidae.